UGCAAGACCGGUGGAGGCCCUAUUUGGUCUCACGAAUCAAUUGCUGGGGUGUGGUCUGAGUGCCUCAGGAGCCUCCAAAUCCACCAUCGACGGGAGCCAAGGAACAGAUAUGUCACUUCAGAUUGCAGGCCUGACAUUGUCAUGUUCGAUUCUGAAUCAGCUUCCAACCUCGACCUGGACAUCUCUCUAGCCCACCCUUGGAGUGCGGAUGCAUUUCCAAGCUCUGCUGAUAGAACAGGCGUCGCUGCUAAACAACGAGAGAAUAGGAAGGCGGCAAAAUACAGCCAACAAAAGCUCCCUGGGACUUCAGUUCUCAAAGCCAUCCCCUUGGUAUUCGAACAUUUCGGUGCAUGGGGAGAAGAGGCCAGGAACUUCUUGCGAAAGCUAGCAGCUUUCUCAUCAGACGAAGUUGGUCAGCCAAACGCACCGGAAUUUGUGGACUUCUGGCGUAAACGAUUUUCAGUGCAGCUGCAAAAGUGCAACGCACGGGUCAUUCAGAAGAAAUUGAAUGUGUUGUGUGGUGGGUGUCAGAUUCCCGAGUCACUCAGCACUCAAUUCUUUUAUCAUUAGUGUACUUUUAGUUGUCUCUUUUGCCUCAGAAAAUAUGUAUACACUUACCUAUGAACACUAUAAAGCAUUUAGCUUUAGUCGAGUAGUUUCUGCUGUGAUGUAUGAUAGUGUGAUUGUAAGAAAUAAAUGAUUCUUGACAGACAG
Messenger RNA from Corticium candelabrum, 714 nucleotides. RefSeq lists its product as uncharacterized. Bases 142 to 570 code for a protein of 142 amino acids. The transcript has a single exon. The record is from RefSeq and is a predicted model, not a curated record. Lineage: Eukaryota; Metazoa; Porifera; Homoscleromorpha; Homosclerophorida; Plakinidae.